Molecule: messenger RNA, 1452 nt
Organism: Gloeophyllum trabeum ATCC 11539
Lineage: Eukaryota; Fungi; Basidiomycota; Agaricomycetes; Gloeophyllales; Gloeophyllaceae
Exons: 3
Coding region: 63-1232 (389 amino acids)
Biological process (GO): mannosyl-inositol phosphorylceramide biosynthetic process
Molecular function (GO): mannosyltransferase activity
Source: RefSeq, a predicted model, not a curated record
GUUUAUUAUUUUCGACGGAGGGGGGUUGACCAGGACUGCCUGUUCCUUCAACGACGCCGACGAUGUUCGCGAUGGACCUGCGCAAGACGGGGCUGGCGCUGCUCGCGCUCGGGCUGCUGCUCCUCGCCUUCCCCCACCUCGGCGCGCUCAGCACGCUCCUCUACACCUACCUCGCCUUCCCGCUCAAGCACACCCACGUCCUCGGCGCCGCCGACGGCUUCGACCUCGCCAACCUCACCCACCAAGCGUCCCUGCUCUCCUCGCCCUCCCCCUCAUCGCAACCGUACACGACGCCCGUCGUGCCCAAGAUCAUCCACCAGGUGCGCCUCGGGAACCUCACGAUGCGGCCCAAAUGGCAGGAAGCGCACGAUGCGUGCACCGCGCUGCACCCGCCCGCCGCAGGGUGGGAGUUCCGCGUGUGGGACGACGCCGCGGCGGACGCGUUCGUCGAACAGCACUACCCGCAGCUCUUCGCGACGUACCGCGGGUACCCGUACGAGAUCCAGCGCACGAACAUCCUGCGCUACCUCGUGCUGCACCGCUUCGGCGGGAUAUACAUGGACUUGGAUUUAAGGUGCAUAGAGCCGCUGGAUGGCCUGCUGGGCGUCGAGUUCCUCACCCCGCCCGCGAACCCCACGGGCGUGAACAAUGCGUUUAUUGUGGCCAGGCCGAAUCAUGGGUUUUUGGAGUUUGUGGUGGGCAAGGUGAAGAAGUAUGAUUUGCGCUGGGGGAUGCCUUACGUCACGAACAUGUUCUCGACCGGCUGCCAGUUCUGGUCGACGAUGCACACGCUCUACCCGCACCGCGAGCAGCUCACGGUGCUCCCGCAGGAGUACAAGCUGAACGGCCACGUCCUCACCCCGCUCUUCGAGCACCUCGGCGCGUCCUCGUGGCACCGGUCCGACGCGCGGCUCAUCCUCCUCAUAGGCAAGACCAUCGAGUCCGUGAAAUCCUCGCCCGUCCUCGUCGUCGCGCUCCUCUUCCUGGCGUCGUCGUGUAUAUUCCUCGUGCUGUUUCAUCGGCGCCGCAGGGGGCACGGGUAUUCGUAUUCCUUACUGCCCACGAGGGCGAGGGCGGGGAGGGAGAGGGGGAGUAUUAGUGGGAGAGCGGUCGUGUUGGUGAUUGAGGAGGAGGGGGAGAGCGUUGAGAUGAGCCCGAGUAGCAGCGCGGGGCCGAGCUCGCCCCGCGGGAGUGGGGCGGGGAGGUGGGAUGUCGAGAAGGGAGGGCGGUGAGCGUUUGGGAGGAGGGGGGGUCUAUGAUACCUUACGAUUCGUGAUUGCAUUGCUUUGAGUUUGCGAUUGUAAUUAUGUGCUAGUAUUACUGUGUGUUGCAAUACGAGUACCUGUUUGUUUGUUUUGUUUGAUAGUGGAUGUACUAAUACUAAUACCAAUACCAAUACACUCUCCACCUCGACUUAGCUUCGAUUCGUGCAGUGGAGGUGAGGGUUAUCUG